GGUUUUUUUUUUUUUUUGGGAGCCCGUCGAUGAGCGCGUUUGAAGUGCCUUGUUGGUGAAGACAAGGGGGAUCGAGUCUCGAGUCUGCAGGUUUCCCCCCCUUCUGCCAGUCCGAUCAAAAUGAAGUUCCUGAUUUGCGUGAUAGCAGUCGCCUUGGCCGUGGGAUCUGCGCACGGAGGAGUGGGGAAGUCUGACGAGCCGUGUGCAGGCCGGGACUGCGGUGCAGGAUGCCGGUGCAACCCGGAGAAAGGCAGCAGGGGUCGUCCAGGGGCUCUCGGUGAAGUCGGUCAGAGCGGACCAGAGGGGCCACGUGGGGGCCCAGGGCCUACAGGGCCUAAAGGAGAGAAGGGCCAUGUUGGCCUAAAAGGACCAUCUGGCCCCAAAGGAGACAAGGGACCUAUGGGAGUGCCAGGGUUCCAGGGAAAUGACGGAGUACCUGGUCACCCGGGUCAGGGCGGGAGCAGAGGACCACCAGGACUGGACGGAUGUAACGGGACUAGAGGGGAACCUGGAGAUCCCGGCUUCGGGACUGGAGAACUUGGAUUCCCUGGAAUUUCUGGGCCUAGCGGGCCAAAGGGUCAGAAAGGAGAGCCUCGAUUCAUCUCAAACGGCAUCACGAGUAUACCAGGUUUACCAGGAGUGGACGGUUUACCUGGUAUCAGAGGUCCUGAUGGUCCACCUGGUUUCACCGGUCCGAGAGGGCCGGAGGGAUUCUCUGGUCUGCCUGGUCCUCCUGGCCCCCCAGGGCCAAUGGGGAGCCGUAGUGACGGAUAUGAAGGAGAGAAAGGAGACAAGGGCGACGUGGGCUUGCCCGGUGACCCCGGCCAGCCAUUGGUCAAUGGCAUUGUGGAGUUUGUGGGUUUUCCCAAAGGAGACAAAGGAAUGCAGGGUGAACCUGGCCCGAAGGGAUUCAGAGGAUUCACUGGCAAUCCUGGCCCACCUGGACUAUUCGGUUAUCGUGGUGAACUUGGAGAGAAAGGCAUUCCUGGAUACCCCGGGGCAAGAGGUCCCCCUGGUUUUAACGGGCCUCCUGGAGCUCCAGGACAACAGGGAUUAAUAGGUAAUCCAGGUUUCCCCGGGCAACAAGGAUACAUAGGACCCAAGGGAGACCAGGGCGACCCAGGACCACCUGGACCUCCGGCUUACGUUUCUAAUCUGGGCACUUUAGUUCAAGGACCAACAGGUGACACGGGUCUCAACGGCCUCCCCGGUGCCCCCGGUGACCAGGGAUUUCCAGGAUACCCAGGACCACCAGGCCAGCCAGGGAUUGUUGGAUUUGGUACAGGUCGUCCUGGAGCUCCAGGUUUCCCCGGGAACAGCGGCCCAAAGGGAGAGAAAGGAAACCCAGGCAUACAAGUGUAUGGGUCGGAAGGAAUCCCUGGCUCCCCUGGACUCCCCGGGCCCCCUGGCCCUCCUGGACCCCGGGGCCCGCCUGGAUCUACCGAACCCUGCUUCUACUAUCCUGAGCAGCCCAAAGGUUCUACCCCAGAUGUACCCUUCAGUGUUCCUGGAGUGCCUGGGCUGCCUGGCCCCAGAGGACAGCCGGGUAACAGAGGAUUCGAUGGCUACAGAGGUGAUCCUGGCGACUGUGCCUGUGAAGGAGGAGGCACCUCAGGGUUGCCCGGGUUACCUGGACCCCCAGGACCCAACGGCAACCCUGGCUUUGCCGGACGAAAGGGCGAGGCUGGUGACAGCGGUCCACCGGGCUUUAAUGGCGGUCGGGGACCUCCUGGUCGCGCUGGUGAGUCCGGUUUCUUCGGGCGUAAGGGAGAGAAGGGGGCGCCUUACUUCUCCGACCGUUUUGGAGUGAAAGGAGAGCUCGGAGCUACUGGACCCAGAGGACCUACCGGGGAAACUGGAAAGCCUGGCAGAGAAGGACUGCCGGGAUUCCCCGGAACCCCUGGACCCCCAGGUGACGCUGGCUUCGGCACAGUUGGAGAGAAAGGUUUCCCAGGGUUCCCGGGGCCAAAGGGUCGCCCCGGUGGCCCCGGCGAACCCGGCAUCGGCUACGUUGGCUUGCCCGGCUUUCGCGGAGAGAUUGGAGACCCCGGUAUCUCUGGGUUGCCAGGGCCACCAGGUUCACCCGGACUUAGAGGUGAAAACAGCUGUGAAGGGGUUAAUGACGCCGGAGAGGGAACGGGCGAAGCUCUACCUUGCACCAUACCUGGGGAGGAAGGAAACCCCGGUGUCCCCGGUAUACCUGGACGACCAGGUCCUAAAGGUCAACCCGGUAACCCAGGAGUCCGUGGACGUCCCGGGUUUGACGGUGCCAAAGGAGAGAGAGGAGACUCCGGUUUUGGAGGCCAACCUGGACCACAAGGUUUCCCGGGACCCAGAGGUGAUCCUGGAGUUCCAGGUGCUCCCGGACAGAGUUUUGACGGAGCCAAGGGAAAGGAUGGCGCCCCUGGGCGUCCUGGAGCCAAGGGCCAGCCUGGAGAUGUACUGGGAGCCACACCCGGUGGCCCAGGACGGGACGGUGCACCAGGUAUCCCUGGAGACAAUGGCCAGCCCGGGACGCCAGGACAACCUGGAUUACCUGGUGCUGACGGACGUUUCGGUGUUCCUGGGCUGAAGGGGGAGCGCGGAAUUGACGGUGUUCCUGGUCUUAUUGGCCUUCCCGGACUUCCAGGAGAUCCGGGUUUUGGCAUUCCCGGUCGGCGUGGACCUCCUGGCGGCAGCGGACUGAGCGGAUCACCAGGCUGCCAAGGUUACCCCGGUCAGAAGGGCGAUAGAGGAGACCCAGGGUUCCCAGGACCGGCCGGAAUGAAGGGAACCCCAGGAUUGCCCGGCACCAAUGGAUCACCAGGGCCCAGGGGACCCCAGGGGCCGCCAGGACCGGGAACUAGAGAGGGAAUCCCAGGAAUACCAGGAAGGAAGGGUGAGAGAGGUUUGCCCGGACUGGUGGGUUUCCCUGGAGUACCAGGUCGUCCUGGAAGCCCAGGGUUUCCUGGAGGCAAAGGACUGGCUGGAGGACCCGGAAGAGACGGACGCCCCGGUGGUCCUGGAUUCCCCGGGCUGAAAGGUGACAGAGGAUACCCUGGUCUCCCUGGCUUGCCCGGUCGUUUUGAGCCAUCAAAUUUUCCAAAAGGAGAACCAGGAACCCCCGGAGCCAAUGGUCUUCCUGGCUUCCCCGGACCCAGAGGUGACAAGGGUCUGCCAGGUCAGCCUGGUCGUUCGGGUCUGCCUGGACUUCCUGGUUACGCUGAGCAGAGCAAAGGACAGCCGGGAGAUCCUGGGUUCCCCGGGCGACCAGGAUCGCCAGGCUUCCCCGGAACGAAGGGAGAAGCUGGAAUCAUGGGAUUCCCCGGCAUGUCUGGACCAAGGGGUGAUGAUGGCGUACCUGGUUUACCCGGCAACCCUGGAGAAUUUGGUCGGCCCGGUGGCAAAGGUGCACCUGGUGAAAGUUACGGUUAUCCUGGAGCUCCAGGAGCUGAAGGCCAGCCGGGAGAUUCAGGCUUCCCAGGUGGCCGUGGCUACGACGGCGCCCCCGGUGACAUCGGCUUUCCAGGAAGUCCAGGUUUCCCUGGAUUGAAGGGAGCUCCUGGUGAGGGAGGACGGCCUGGAUUAAUGGGCUCCCCUGGUUUCCCCGGGCCCAAGGGCCUGUCCAGCUACCCAGGAAGAAGAGGAGCAGAUGGGCCUCCUGGUCUGCCUGGAGGUCCUGGCGGUCCCGGAGCCAAAGGUUUGCCCGGAUCCCCUGGUUUGGAUGGACUUAAUGGCCUUGCUGGACCUAAAGGCCUCCCAGGAACCCCAGGUGGGAGUGUCGGAGGUCGCCCAGGAGCCUCUGGUGCUCCAGGGUUGAAGGGAGAGAGAGGAGUCUCGUACCCCGGAGCUCCAGGCUUCCCGGGGCCGAAGGGAGAGAGAGGAAAUACAGGUGGUCCUGGACUUGUAGGGUUCCCUGGUCUGCCCGGACCUCCCGGUCCGACUGUGGGGUCGGAUGUCCCCGGACCUUUGGGAGACCCCGGCCUCCCUGGACUGGACGGAGAGUUUGGUUUACAAGGUCGUCCAGGUCCUCCCGGGCCUCCUGGUCCAGGCACAGCCCAGGGAGACAGAGGUGACUCUGGGCUCCCGGGCUUCCCUGGCUCCCCCGGCAGGAAAGGAGAAUCUGGCAUCCCUGGAGGCGCCGGACUGCCCGGCAGCCCCGGUUUCAAAGGAGGACGAGGUGAGACUGGCUACAGCGGAGGUCCUGGUGCCAAGGGUUUCCCUGGUGACACUGGUUACUAUGGAAACAAAGGACCCAAGGGAGUACGAGGGCAACGUGGGCGUAAGGGUGUCCCUGGAGUGGCGCUGCCUUCACCCCCGGUAGACUUUGAGCGGCGCUUCGGAGAUGUGGGUUUUCCCGGUGAAAGGGGCGGCUCCGGUGUCCCCGGAGAAUCCGGUCAGCCAGGAAUGCCCGGACGUCCAGGUCCCAAGGGUCGUCUUGGUCCCGUGGGUAAACUUGGCAGGACUGGAUCUGUUGGUCUUCCCGGACCUGUUGGUGACACCGGACCCCCCGGUUUCCUCGGACCCACUGGAGAACAAGGUCUCCCCGGUCAGGCCGGUCGCCGCGGCGCUCCCGGCAGCGUGGGCCGCAGUUCCAGCAUCGGCUACACUCUGGUGAAGCACAGCCAGAACUCCCAGGUUCCCAUGUGUCCUCAGGGCAUGGCCAAGCUGUGGGAUGGGUACAGUCUGCUGUACGUGGAAGGACAGGAGAAGGCUCACAACCAGGACCUCGGUCAGCCGGGGUCGUGCCUCCCCAGGUUCAGCACCAUCCCCUUCCUCUACUGCUCCCCCAACGAGAUCUGCUACUACGCCAGCCGCAACGACAAAUCCUACUGGCUCUCCACCACUGCACCCAUACCCAUGAUGCCUGUGGCCGAGGAGCAGAUUCAACCUUACAUCAGCAGGUGUUCUGUGUGUGAGGCUCCCUCUCAGCCCGUGGCGGUCCACAGUCAGGACAUGACCAUCCCCACCUGUCCUCCCGGCUGGAGGAGUCUCUGGAUAGGAUACUCCUUCCUCAUGCACACGGCAGCCGGCGCUGAGGGCGGCGGCCAGUCCCUGCAGUCUCCCGGCUCCUGCCUGGAGGAUUUCCGCGCGACGCCAUUCAUCGAGUGCAACGGGGGCAAGGGCACCUGCCACUACUUCGCCAACAAGUACAGCUUCUGGCUCACCACCGUGGACCCCCGCCAGGAGUUUGUUUACUCGCCAGCACAGGAGACCCUGAAGGGAGGCCAGGAGCGCUCCAGAGUCAGCCGCUGCCAAGUCUGCAGCAAGAUCUUGUAAUAGGAGGAGAAGGAGGAGGAUGAGGAGGAGGAGGUGAUAUAUCAACACCUCACAGGAAAUAAAAAAGAGAGGUGUUGAUGAUUGAGGAUGAGAUGAUUUUUAUAAAAGAAAUCUAUAAAAGAACACUGACUGAAAAUGAGCCCCUAUCCUGCGUCUCCGAUGGUUUCAGAAUCGAGUCGAACAACAAAUCGAUUCAGUUUUUUGAGUUUUUGAUCCCUUUUUAGGAAUGAAUGGCUUAUUAAAAAACAAAAACAAAAAAGAAGAGUUGGAGGGAGGAAAUGCAAAGAGGAGGGCUCCAGCGGGAUUGCCCUUCUUUAGGUUAUCACUGACAAUGGUGCUAUUGUUUAUGUUUAUUUUGUGUCUUGUUGCGUUUUUUUUUUUUGGCGAGAAGCAUUCUCGGCUACCUCAGAGAGUGCCACCCCGCUUUGGACAGCACUGCACCGCUUACGCAUCAGCACACAUCCGCACACAUCUGGGCGGCUGCGUCAUUUCAGACAGUAGAGUCAAACAUGGAUCUAAGGUCUUCACUUCUGUGAACUGAUCUAUCUGAAGUAGAAACACCUGAUUCUGGUUUAAACGCAUGUUUUAGUGAAAUGGCCGCCACAAAACUUUGCUUCUCUCGUAUUGAUUGCCCGCUAAAACCACUUUAUAACCGCAGUGAUGUUACAGGUAAUAUUACGUUAAAAGCUGCAUCCUGUUUUGCAAGUGACUGCAUUGGUUAUCAUUUCAUAACGGUAUGGAAAUCUAGUUGCUUACAUUUUAGACUUGCUUGAAGGCAUUUAAGGACUAUUCCGGCGCAAAAUGAACCUAGGGGUUAAUAACAUGUGUACCCAGUCGACCGUUCUCUGGUAAAUGUUUUCAUGCUAAUCGAAUGUGUGUUUAGCUUGAAACAAGCUAGCGCAAACAGCUGAUUACCUGCUUAUAAUAAUCUAUCUUUUUAAUGAACUGUCUGUACACUUACAAAGUUCUUAAUGCUUCGGUUUGCAUGUAGGGACCCUCAUUAUGCUAGCGUGGAAGUGUGGUGCUAUUUUGAGCGUUUGAAGUGGUAUAAAAUGGUGAUUUACCCUCUGCCCGAAAGGUAGCGUAAGCAGCUAAUCACCGGUUCGCACUAGCUUGUUUCAAGCUAGAGAGGCAUUCAAUUAGCAUGAAAACAUAUCCCAGAGAACGGUCGACUCGGUACACAUAUGUUAUUAACCCCUAGGUUCAUUUUGCCCCGGAAUUGUCCUUUAUGGAGCACAAUAAGCGUGCUACUAUUUUUUUCUUUUUUGAAAGUUGCAUUAUUGUUGUUUGUGUCCGUUUUCGUGCAUACGAGAAAAAGUAUCCAAAAGCAUUCAAGGUGCGAGUAAAAUGUGUAAAACUAAUGGAGGAAGGAAAGUGAAAGAAAGAAUAGCUAGUAAUAAAUACACAAGCACGGUGCUCGUUCAGUCAGUAUUUUACAUUUUAAAUCAGAUACUGGACCAACAGUGGCUUUUUAAGGCAGAAAAAGAACCAGAUUUUUCAAUAUCCUUUUUACAAUUUACACGUUUGCUCAUUAUUUGUCUGCUGGAUUUGAUUUUCUAACAACACGGCAAGUUGUAUUAUCAGAUUUCAACUGUCAAAUCUCAGAUAUUCUAGCAUCAGGAAGGUUUUUCAGAACAUUCACUGCCUCUAAGAAUGACACAACUGACAAAAAAUAACAACUAAAAGCUAAUUUUAAUGAAUUUGUAUUACUUCAAGCAAGUUGCAAUUCUCUAAUAGUUGAUUUUCAUAGUUUACAGGAAAUAUUUUAAACCGACAACGGACUGGAACUUAAGAAAAUAUAUUGAAUCAUGUAAAGUGUGAUGAGGUUAAAAGUGUCAGGGUUCCUAUGGUCAUAAAAAAAAUACCUGGAAUAAUUAUGGAAUUGGAAAAACAAUUGCGACCAAAUGUUUUCAUUGUUUUUUUAUUUCAAUUAUAUCACAAAGGGGAGAACAGGAAGACAAGUGCAUGUACAAUACAUACACUUACUUCCCCAUAAGCGCAAGUAUUAGUUGCCCAUGUCCGAUUGCUAACACACUUUAUUUAAUCACCAUAACUUCACAGAAUGUUUGGUCAUGGAAAAGUCAUGGAAAUCAUUGGCCAACAUGUGUAGGAACCCUGGAGUUUAUUCUUGAUCCUGGAAAUUGAAGUUUGACUGAACGAGCUAAGAGUUUAUAACCAAAGUCCAUCUGCCAGUGAAGCUAAGAAGUGAACCAUGAGUUCAGUUUUUUUUUGCCAAACUUAAAGGAAAAUGCUCAGCAACAAUAUCAUCUAUUCAUAUUAUGCCAUUAUUGUGCAAAAACAUGCAAAAUUACCAGCGCAGUCCUUUAACUUUACCCCUGUAAUCUCUGUAUAUUUCAUAAUAUGACUCAAUAUAGUAUAGUAUACAAUAUGGUGCUACACAAUACCCUGACAGCUGACUUGAAAGGCAACAUUUAAAAUAUUAAACUGCAUGCAAUAAAAAGGAAAAAAACAAAAAAAAAGCACUUUUCAUCUGAAUAGCUAAAACAGAAGCUCUGCAACAUGCUUACUGUAAUGUAACUGUAAUGACUUGAAUGAGGCCACCCAUUCAAAAAUAUUGCACUGAUGUGAACUCACAUGGGGCUCAAACAGUAGACACAUCUUCAAAUCACAGACUUUCAUCUUCAUCUCGUGACCAAACUAGUGUAUUUUAAUCACGCUUCUCUCACACUAAAUUUGCAAAAGCAAACCACACGCACACGCUCACACUCACACACACAACACACACACACACACACACACACUCUCUGAUAGAUUGUUAAUUAUUGCUGUACAUAAUGCUUACUGUAUUUCCCACCAAAGUAUGUUGGAGCAUAAAGUCUUUAAAGUGCACAUAUUAUGCUUUUUGCCUUUCCAUUAGUGUUAUAUAUCAUUUUGUGCACGUUAUAGGUUUACCAAGUGAAAAAGUCCAAAGUCCACCCCAAAGGGACAUUCCAUCUCCAACAGAAAACACUGUUCACAAACUGCUCUAAACAGCUGUA
Messenger RNA from Perca fluviatilis (European perch), 8258 nucleotides. RefSeq names its product collagen, type IV, alpha 6 (gene col4a6). Gene Ontology annotation, cellular component: collagen trimer; basement membrane. Gene Ontology annotation, molecular function: extracellular matrix structural constituent. Bases 121 to 5259 code for a protein of 1712 amino acids. The record is from RefSeq and is a predicted model, not a curated record. NCBI's taxonomy places the organism in Eukaryota, Metazoa, Chordata, Actinopteri, Perciformes, Percidae. The transcript has 49 exons.